CUUAGCGGCUGUGUACCUGUGGGUUUAUUCUGUGUGUAUUUGGAUGUUCUAAUCUUGGUGUUUUUCCAGUGAUUUCUCUUGGUGCAAUCCAAAUACACAAUCUCGUCAUAUGUUAACAUUGUCGUCUAUGGAAAUUCAAUUAGUGGUAUGAGCCCUACACAGGAGAUGCAUAGAGAACAACUUGUUUCACCGUUGGUGGUGCUAAACCACAUUGAACUCACCUAAACUGUCUCUGAACUGUCAACUGACUGUCGUGGCUGGAAGCAUUGGCUGUGAUCAUCCAGAAGACGCUUUAUGUUGACUAAAAUAAGUGCAGUGUGCAGAAAAUAUUUUUCAGAUUUUGAAUAUUAACUCGAACUAUCAGCAUGACUGAGAAAACAUUGAUGGUAGUGGAUUGCGACGCCGGCAUUGACGACGCACAGGCUAUCAUGAUGGCGUUAGCUCAACCGCAUAUAGAGGUGCUGGCUAUAACCUGUGUGGUGGGAAACCAGCAUGAUGUUCGUCAGAUUUGUCGCAAUGUCCUGCGAAUACUUAAAGUUUGCGGUAAAUUAGAUAAGAUACCAGUUUAUAAAGGUGCUGAAACAACUCUUCUUCAUAGAACAAAUGCGAUUGAUUCAUCCCACUUUCAUGGAGUUGAUGGUCUGGGAGAUAAACCAGAUCCAGAGGCACCAGACGACAGUCAUAUUGACUCAAAGAAUGGUAUACUUGCUUUGAUAGACCUAGUGAAAAAUCAUCCCGGUGAAAUCACUGUAGUUGCAUUAGGUCCUCUGACAAACCUAGCUCUGGCAGCAAGAGUUGAUUCUGAUUUCUCAAAGAAUAUCAAAGAAGUUAGUAUCAUGGGAGGAAAUACUGAAAGUAAGUCUAUAUGA
Saccoglossus kowalevskii is the source of this 869-nucleotide messenger RNA. RefSeq names its product nucleoside hydrolase-like. Gene Ontology annotation, molecular function: hydrolase activity, hydrolyzing N-glycosyl compounds. The record is from RefSeq and is a predicted model, not a curated record. Lineage: Eukaryota; Metazoa; Hemichordata; Enteropneusta; Harrimaniidae.